Messenger RNA from Nipponia nippon (crested ibis), 876 nucleotides. RefSeq lists its product as uncharacterized. The record is from RefSeq and is a predicted model, not a curated record. Lineage: Eukaryota; Metazoa; Chordata; Aves; Pelecaniformes; Threskiornithidae.
AUGAUUAUUUGCAACAUCAGUGCCAUCAAAGAUUGGAGCACUUUCCUCUCCCAGAUCCUCCCCAGCGUUAACAAGACUCUGAACUUGGUACAGCAAGUGGAAGCCACCACCAGCUCGGUGGUAAGUGUCCUCCAGGACCCCGAACAGGACAACUACCUAUCCAACAGCCAGUCCAUGAACUCCAGCAACUUCACGGCUGGCCUGGACCACUUGUUCCAGUACUCGUACUCGGACAAUGACCAGCUUUACAAGGAGUACAAACCCCCUCCUCGAGACGCCAUUCCUCUGCCCAAGGCUGUCCUUUACCUUCUCAUGGCAGCCCUGGUGGUGGUAGCAGUGGCGUACGCCAUCGUCGGGCAUCUCAUCAAGGAUCUCAUUCACGACUUUAUAGACUGGAUCUUCGGCCCCAGCCCGGAUGACAACAGCAACAAGAGCGACGUCAACUGCAUCAGCAACAGCGUCAAUGAGAUGAGCGAGAUGCCUGAGGUGCCGCGACGCCGCGACCGCCAGCCCCAGGACGUGGUCAUUGCCAUCGGCGAGACCUGCCACCUGCCGCAGCAGACAUGACCGGCACGGUGGCCGGGCCAGGCGGGAUGGAGCAGAGGGAUGGAGUGGUGGGAUGGCACAGCGGGACGGUGCAGCAGCCACAUUGCAGUACCGGGCAGCAAGAGGAGGGGAUGGGCAGAGCCUGCACCAUGGAGCAAAGCCCUCCUCGCCCCAGUUUUGCCAGCUUCUAAGGACCUUGCCGGGGUGGGCAACAUUGCUCCUUCUCCUGGGCUUGUCAGUCCUGGCCUGAUGUCUGCCCAUGGGUUCAUGACCUCUCUUUCUUCCCUGUGAAUAGCAAAAAAAACCCAAAUGCAAAAUACACCCACCAAA